AUGUCAGAAUCAGUGAAGCUAUCAAAGUGUAUGAUUGUGUACUUGUGUAGAAACCCUAAGGACAUGUUCACAUCAUUGUGGUACUUCAUCAAAAAGUUUGCACCACAAGUCGAAGAGCCUAGGUCAUUUAAGGAAUCAUUGGAGAGCUUUUGCGAAGGAAGGAAUCCUUAUGGCCCAUUUUGGGAUCACAUUUUUGGAUAUUACAAGCAGAGUCAGCAAAUGCCAAAUAAGGUAAUGUUUUUUACGUAUGAGGAGUUGAAGGGUGAGCCAGCAAGGGUUUUGAAGGACUUAGCUGAAUUUAUGGGACGUGGAUUUACUGAGGAGGAAGAGAAUGGUAAUGUUAUCAAUGAUAUUAUGAAGCUUUGCAGUUUUGAGAAUUUGAGCAGCAUGCAAGUGAACAAGACUGGCAAAUUGUUGAGUGGGGUAGAUAAUAAUGUUUUCUUUAGACGUGGAGAUGUUGGGGAUGGGGAGAAUUUCUUACCUCUGACAUGA
Molecule: messenger RNA, 492 nt
Organism: Prosopis cineraria
Lineage: Eukaryota; Viridiplantae; Streptophyta; Magnoliopsida; Fabales; Fabaceae
Product: cytosolic sulfotransferase 12-like
Exons: 1
Coding region: 1-492 (163 amino acids)
Biological process (GO): sulfation
Cellular component (GO): cytoplasm
Molecular function (GO): sulfotransferase activity
Source: RefSeq, a predicted model, not a curated record